Messenger RNA from Tachysurus fulvidraco (yellow catfish), 4558 nucleotides. It is a transcript of the gene ntng2a, whose product is annotated as netrin g2a. The coding region runs from base 1456 to 3030 and encodes 524 amino acids. The record is from RefSeq and is a predicted model, not a curated record. Lineage: Eukaryota; Metazoa; Chordata; Actinopteri; Siluriformes; Bagridae. The transcript is spliced from 8 exons.
AAAAACGCUUCAAAAACCAAAUGUAUAAAAAUCCCGUGUGAUUAUUCAUACGUGAAGCUCAUGAGAGGUUUUGUGCAUUCUUUCUGUACAUACUGGAUAGAAAUAGAGAAAUCACUCACUGAGUGGUGUUGUGCUUUUUUAUCUGAACUGCCUUCCGUGCAGAGAUGUGAGAUUUGUCUGUGGCCCUUUAAGCAGGGCGGGAUGCCUGAUUUUCCACUGGGACGCUUCCAGGCAUCCAGCAGUCAGAUAAACUUUAAGUACUGAGCCAGGAAGGCUAGACUGUAAGGUAGGAAGUGGACUUACUUUCAAAGCUCUACAAAAAAGGGUAUGUGAAACUUAGAACCAGGCUUCAGAGGAAAAGCGUUAGAUUAGAUUGCAGCAGGCUUGAACAGCGUAAGAUGCAGUGAGAGAAAGGGGGCAGAAGAAGAAGAAGAAAAAGAAGAGGAGGAGGAGGAGGAGGAGGAGGAUGGAGAGAUCAGAAGCGGGUGGGAUGCUCCUGCGCAACGCGAGCGCUGUCCGUCCUUGAGCGCACAUGCAGGACGGAAACUAACCUAAGACUAAAGCUGAACAUGAUCUAAAAACAUUUAAAAAUACACACCAAUAUACACACAUAGAUACAGAAUAAUACACGAUAGAGGAUUUGUGCUGCAGAUUUACGCACAGCGUCGUGUUUAAACGCUUCUGGAAAGGGAUUACGCAUCAUCUGAAGUUCAUUCCCGAUGAAAGAAGAAGAAGAGAUGUCUUGGUUUCAGUACGAGCUGAAAUCCUGGAACAAGGCACGCAUGUACGGAGAGAUCUUUUCGCAAGACAGAAAGUGGAAAUAAAGCAGCUCGAACGCCGCUCGGAAAUCUGACAGGCAUCAACAUCGGAAACCUUUACAGUGUGAGCAUCAAAAACCAUAUGGACUCAUGGAAGAUGAUUCCUGAUUCCUGGCUGAAUUCCCAUUAGUCAGCUACAGCAAACCUUUCAUAGUAAAUGGACUUGCCUCACAUACAGUUUCCAUCAAUGGGACAGCUUUUUCAGGGACACGGAAAGUGAUGAGAGAUCUGAUUCAGAUCUUGAGCUAGGACAGCACAAUACAUUUUUUUGAAUGACAUUAAAUAUUCCAGAUUUAUUCCGGGCUCUGAAUAAAGCAUGAGUAAAGAAAACCAUAUGGACUUUAAACAGGUGAAGAGAUGUCUUCACCAGCUGUUGGAUUUCUAAGGCAAAUUUUCAGGUUUAUGAAUUCAGGAGUAAACUUUUUAGAAGUGACUUUUCAAUCCUGAACUGGAACAAAGUUAUUUCUAGUUAAUUCUAGACCUCACUUAGUAAGGAGAGAAUUGAAUCCACAGUGGAUGAUUGCCCGGUUAACGAAUUAUGAAUACGUCUUGGUGUCGAUGCUGAGAGGCUCCACCCCUUUCAUCCAUUUGCCCCGCCCCCAACUCCCAGUCCAGGUCCAUCAUAGUGCUCCACACCAUGCUCCUCCCAGUCUGCCUGUUCCUCCACUGUGUGCUCAUUACUCUGGGCCAGUAUGACAUCUGUAAGUCACUUGUAAGCACAGAUGAAGGUCCCACGUGGGAAUAUUAUGCGUGUCAGCCUCGACCCGCUGCCAUGAAGGACUUCAUGCAGAUCCGAGUGGAGCCACCAGACAUCACGUGUGGAGAUCCACCUGAGCGCUUCUGCACCCUGGAAAAUCCAUACCUGUGUAGCGAUGAAUGUGACGCGUCCACUCCAGACCUGGCCCACCCGCCACAGCUGAUGCAGGACAGCGAGCGCACCGGCCUCAUCACCUAUUGGCAAACAGUGACAUGGAGCCGCUAUCCCGACCCGCUGCUGGCCAACAUCACGCUGUCAUGGAACAAGAGCCUGGAGGUGACGGCCGACAUCGAGAUCACCUUUGAGUAUGGCCGUCCCACAAUCAUGGUGCUGGAAAAGUCAUUGGACAAAGGGCGAACCUGGCAGCCAUACCAGUUUUACGCCGACGACUGCAUGGAAGCAUUCGGUAUGCCACCUAAGAGGGUGGAGAAUCUUUCAGCCACCAACGUGACUCGGGUCAUCUGCACAGAGCAGUACUCACGCUGGGUUGGCUCCAAGAAUGAGAAGAUUGUGCGCUUUGAGGUUCGGGACCGCUUUGCUAUUUUUGCAGGGCCCAAUUUGAAAAAAAUGGACAAUUUGUACACACGCAUGGAGAGCUUGAAAGGAUUGAGAGAUUUCUUCACGUUUACUGACUUGAAACUCCGGCUGCUGAAGCCUGCACUUGGAGGAACGUACGUGCAGAGGGACAACCUGCUCAAGUACUUCUAUGCCAUCUCUAAUAUUGAGGUCUUUGCCAGGUGUAAGUGUAACCUUCACGCCGGACAGUGCACGUUCCGAGACGGUAGCCUCCAGUGUGACUGCGAGCACAACACCACAGGGCAGGACUGCGCUCGCUGUGAGCGAGGCUUCAAGGCCAAGACGUGGAAAUCCGGCUCGUACCUGCCCACACCCAACGGAUCACCCAACACCUGUGAGGCGGCAGGCACUCUCGGCAACUGUGAGUGCUACGGUCACUCAAACCGCUGCAGCUAUAUUGACUUUAUCAACAUUAUAACAUGUGUAAGCUGCAAACACAACACUAGAGGGCAGAACUGCCAGCACUGUCGCCUCGGAUACUUCAGGAACGCUUCAGCCGAGCUGGAUGAUGAGAAUGUUUGUAUAGAGUGUAACUGUAAUCAGCUGGGCUCCGUACACGCUCGCUGCAAUGAGACAGGUUUCUGUCAGUGUCGAGCAGGAACAACAGGACAGAAGUGCGAAGACUGUCUGCCUGGAUACAACUGGAAACAAGGCUGCGUCCCGAACGUCUGCGAUGAUGAGCUUCUUCUCUGUCUGAAUGGUGGGACUUGUUCCCAGAACCAGAAGUGCAUUUGUCCUCCUGACUUCAAGGGCAUCCUGUGUGAGCAGGUGCGCUGUGAUGGUGAGAAAGGCUGCAACGGCAGUCCUGUGUGCUACCUCAGCCUCCUGACUGUGCUGCUCUGCUUCCUCACCCACAGCGUACUCAAAGCCAGUGCCUAGUGCUCUAGUGCUUGCUUCGGCCCUAAGCCGCAGUCCCGCUCUGUCAGCCAGCAUCGGACUGAACCACGCAGACAGAGAAGGGGUCGCUGUAGCCCCUGCAGCCCUGUGCGGGCAUCAUGGUGCUGAGAACUUCUGGGCCAGAGUAUGUUUUUAGGGCAGCGCACAGUCCCAGGUUAUAGUCGCCUUCACACAGAUGAGAAGCUGCUUGCUCAUCUCCUUGCAUCCCUGAACACAUGAGCAGAGAGAAGUACAAACAAUGAAAUAAACAAAUCACUAAAGAAAAGUGUGUAUAUACUAUAUAGAAGAUAUAUUAUAUAGAAAAAAACAAUUCUUGUUUUUUUUCCUCUGUUGGUUACUCUUGUAGUUGUGAGUCGUCACUAAGCUCACUGAAAUUCAGGCACUGCAUUUAUCUAGGGUUUCUGAACAGCGGCGUUUAUUACUCAAGCCUUCUCAGGCCAAGGUUAUUUCCAAUUUCUUUGGAAGAUUUCUUUAUAAACUACUUUACGCAUUUUCCUUUGGUGUCUGUUUUCAUGCAGUUGACCUGAAUAGACAUGAUGAGAUGGUGUUAAGUGUCUGUGCUGCUGAAGGAGAGAAUAUCGGUGUAGUUUGUGUUUGAGAUUCGUAUGGAAGUUUGUUUAUGUACGGAAUCCAGAAAGGGGUAAGUAUUAUAAUAUAUAUUAUGCCCAAAUUUGAAAAUCUUUAUCUAUCUAUCUGAAAGAGGAAGUAAACAUUAUUGUAAAUGAAUUCUAUGUUAAUUACUAAUUAUUUUUAUGUAGAAAUUAUUUUUGUUCUGAGUAAAUGUUAAAGAUAUAACAAAGCCUUUUAUUAUAGUUCAAACUGAAAUAACUACAUAAACGACAAAACAUUUAUUUCCUAUCAUGAUACGUCUGAUGCUUUGGAAUGUUACUCCACUUCUAUAGUUCUAGCUUAUGAAAGAAAAUACAAGCUAACCUAGCUUUAGCUACGUUUAAGCCUCACAUGCGGAUGCAAGCAUGCAUACAUCAUGUACACCUCGUCCUCUUGAUAAAAUUUCAAGAGACUUCUUCAGUCCAGCCAUCAAUGUCUGAUUGGUGAUAUCACCGCUGUAGCCAAAGUCAAAAGCCAAAAAAAAUCAUAACCAGCUACAUAAGAUCAAUCGAUAAUUUAAUAACAGCAACAUAACGAUGUUAUCAUAAAAGAUGUGCUAGGCUAAGGAACAUGUUGAGACUGUUGGUCGGUUGGUUGAAUAAAGGCCCUCGUACUGUUGCCAUGGUUACCAUGACUUUAUAAACCGGAAAUGUGAUACAGUUUUUAUCCCAGUCAAUGUCAGUCUAUAUCACUGUGGUUACAACGUGAAUUAGAGUUACAAUGUGUUAGUGACACGUGCACCAAGUUGGGCUGCUGUAAGUGAAGGUGAACAGAAGUUGUUGUAUUUUCACACCUUUACAGGCUUUGCUUCUUGGGCUUUCCUGAUCAUGAUGGAACAACUAGCUGACUGAAAGUGUACUGUCAGCAUUCCAAAGAAUAAAAUCUUGACAAUCAGAAAGCA